Caenorhabditis angaria is the source of this 8161-nucleotide messenger RNA. Lineage: Eukaryota; Metazoa; Nematoda; Chromadorea; Rhabditida; Rhabditidae. The record is from the annotation of a GenBank genome assembly.
AUGAUACUUUUCAUUCUAUUUUUGCUGAUUUUGGUGGGUUUUUUGGCCUGAACAGGGCCUAUUUUCAGCCUGAAAAUGGCAUAUUUUCAAGCCGAAAUUGAAUAUUUUCAGCCCGUGUGUCAAACUUCAAAUCCGGUGGUUUUGGAGACGAAAUUGGGUGAUGUGCGAGGAGAGGAGUUCUAUUUUUUGUCCACCAAGAUUCGCACGUUUUUUGGGUGCGUUGCGGUCGCGCGGAGCGGCUUUGCGUCGCGGUUUUCACACAAACACGCGACGCACAGCCGCAACGCAGCUAAAACUACGAAAAAUACGAAUAAUUUUUGGUUUUCUUCAAUUUUCCUACCUAUUCAUCAAAAUUUAUAGGUUUUUUUUCUGAAAAAGAGGAAGGAAAACAAUUUUAUGAUUCAAGCUAUGACGUGGAAUCUUUCUCUGACUUAUGAAUUCUGAUUUAAAAUUUGAAAUGAGAAAAAUUUUGAAAUUUUUGAAACGUGAACUUUAAUUUUUUGUGAAAAAAAAACGUGGAAAAAUGGUCAUUUUUUCAUUAUUUGAAUCUGGAAAAGGCAAAAGCUCCAAAAGUGAGUUAAAAACACGUUUUUCAUGAAAUUUGGGAUUUUUAGGACAGAAAUAUGUCACAAAGAAGGAAAUAGGUGGAUUUUACGGGUCCUGGAGUGAAACAUCGAUAUUUUUCGCUUCAGAACCUGAUUUUUAAGGUCUUGGAAGGAAACAUAGGUUAAAAUCUAUGUUUUUUGCUCCAUGACCUGAUUUUCUGGGUCUUGAAGCGAAAAGUCGAUAAUUUUUCGCUCCAGGACCCGAUUUUUAUGGUCCUGGAGCGAAAAAUAGGAUAAAAUCUUUGUUUUUCGCUUCAGGACCUGAUUUUUAUGGUCCUGAAGCGAAAAAUCGAUAUUUUUUCGCUUCAGAGUUCCAUUCGCCGAACCGCCCAUCGACGAAAAUCGCUUCAAAAUCCCGCAACCCAAAAAAUCAUGGGAAGGCAUUUGGGACGCCACCGAAUUGUCAAGAGCUUGUUAUCAGGUACAGAAAAUUCUGGAAUUUUCAGAUUUUUCAUGAAAUUUGGGUUCUAGAGAUAGUGAAUAAGCCUGGAAUUGAUUUUAGGUGGAAAAUUUUGGUUCUAAUGAUACUAAAUUAGCCUAAAUUUAAAAAGUUUCAUCCUAAAAUUAAUUCCAGGCUUAUUUAGUAUCUCCCGAACCCAAAUUCCAUGAAAAAUCUGAAAAUUCAUGAAAUUUGGAUUCUAAUGAUACUAAAUUAGCCUAAAUUUCAAAAGUUUCAUCCUAAAAUUAAUUCCAGGCCUAUUUAGUGACUCUAGAACCCAAAUUCUAUGAUAAAUCUGAAAAUUAACAUGAGCAAUGUUUUUCAGACACGCGACGACUAUAAUUCCUCAUUUUGGGGAAGUGAAAUGUGGAAUGCGAACACGGCCAUCGAUGAGGAUUGUUUGUAUUUGAAUAUUUGGGCGCCAGCUGAUGCAUAGUGGGUUUUUGGGUCUAGAGAGUCCGAAAAUUGGAAUUCUGAUCAAAUUUUGGCCCAGAAAGCCCCCGAAAACGGGCCCAGGGCUGAAAAAUCCCCAAAAAUUCGAAUUUCCAGCAAUCUGACAGUAAUGGUGUAUAUUUUUGGCGGUGGUUUCUACGCCGGUUCACCAUCUCUAACAAUGUACGAUGGACGAGUUCUAGCGGCCACCCAAAAUGUUAUCGUUGUAAAUAUCAAUUAUCGAUUGGGACCUUUUGGAUUCCUGUAUUUGGAUCAUCCGGAUGCGCCCGGAAAUAUGGGAUUAUUGGAUCAGGUAAGGAUUUUUCGAUGGAUUUGACUGAAAAUUCGAGAUUUUUGAUGGAAAUUGACCUAGAAAAGAUGAAAAAAUUACAAAUUUCAAUAGCGGGAUCGAACCUGCGAACUUUUGAUUGGUAGUCACAUCUCUAACCGGCUGAGCUAUCCGAGAAACGAUUUUUUUGGUUUUUCAUGAAAGUUUGACUUAUGGGAUGUCUUUUGAAACCGAAUUUUGAGAGGAAUCUGAAAUUUUUUGGGAAAUUUUGGUUCUAGAGAUGCUAAAUUUGAAAUUUUCAGUCAAAACUAUAAGGUUUGCUGAAAAUUUCCCGAAUUUCCUUCGUUUUUCCACUUGAUUACCCCGCCCAACAAAACAAUGGUUCGUUAGAGCUAAUUUGCAUUUUCCCCCAGUUUUUAGCUUUUUUUCAAGCCUAGGAUUUUUUGCGCGCACUAACAAUUCACCAAGUUCACAUCAAAAGUUCGAUCCCCACUGUCUGCGGAGAUUUUUUUAUCUGUUUUUUUCACCAAAAAUUGUCCAAUUUAGGCUCUUUUUAGCUUCAAAUGUUUUGAAAAAUUUGAAAAAUUCUGAAAAUUUUUACAGCAAUUGGCUCUUCACUGGAUUCGUCAACACAUUGUCUCAUUUGGCGGAAAUCCGGAAAAAGUUGCGGUUUUCGGACAAUCUGCGGGAGCUGCGUCGAUUGUUGCGCAUUUGGUGGCUGGCGGAUCGAAAAGGUGGGGAUUUUUGGAUUUUUGAGCAAAUUUGGAGCAUUUUGAGCUCAAUUUUGGGGUUUUCAUGAAAAUUGGCUUUAGAAAACACCCCAUAAGCCUAGAUUUCAGAUUUUUGACCUGAAGUUUCAGGUUUUAAGCAAAUUUGGAGCAUUUUGAGCCAAAAUAUGGCAUUUUGCGCUCAUAAUUCAAAACAAAUCACCAAGAUCACAUCAAAAGUUCGAUCCCCACUGUCAGCGAACAAUUUUUUUUGUUCCUCAAAGCAUUUUUUCCCACACACAAAAAAAUACUAAACAAAUUUUGCCCUUUUUUUGUUCGUUCACUUUUUUUUGAGGAAAAUUCAAUAAAAACUGAGGAUGAAUGAAAAAGGCUAAAAACUUUCGUUUUUUUUUUUUUUGAAAAAAAAAUUUUUUUCAUUUUUUUCCUUUCCGCAUCGAUGAACUUUUCAAAAAAAAAUUUGACGAAAAAUUUUUUUUUGGAUUUUUUUGAUUGAAAAUUUGAGGUUUUUGACGCCUUAAUUGUUUUAAUCAAAUUGAGCUUCAAAAUGCUCCAAAUUUGCUCAUUCGGCCCAAAAAGCCCCCCUUGGCCCAAUUAAAAGUCCAAUUUUUGCAGGCUUUUCAAAAAUGCCAUAAUCCAAAGUGGAAGUUUGGACAAUCAAUGGGCAAUGAAUUCGCCGUUUCGAGCUAAACAAAAAUCGCAAAAAUUGCUGGAAUUGGUGGGCUGUAAUAAGAGUACGGUAGGUUUUUGAUUGAAAUUUCUGGAAUUUUUAGAUUCAUCAUGAAAUUUGGAGCUGAAUGAGCCUAUUUUUAAUGGAAAACAAAAACUUUCGCAGGCAGCGGGGUUCGAACUUUUGAUGUGAACUUGCUAAAUUUUGGGGCAAAAUUAGCGAAAAAGCCGUGUUUGGGCUCAAAACGGUCCAAAUUUCAUGAAAUUUGGCCACCUGAAGCCUGAAAAAGCCCCCAAAAGCCCAUAUUCUUCUUCCAGGUCGAUUUAUCGCUCUCCUGCUUGCGAUUAGUUCCACCUGACGAAUUAUCGGCAAAAAUUUGGAAAAUUCAACUCGUUUUUCUGGAAUUUCCGUUUGUUAUUGUGUCUAGGUUGGUUUUUGCGGUGGGAAAUUUGGAUUUUUGGAGCAUUUUGAGCCCAAGAAACGUGAUUUUCAGCAUUGCUGAAAUUUAACAUGAGCAAUUGUGUAUUUAGUUUGAUUUUUGGCCAGAAAUUGUUGUUUUCCCAGUUCCUACUACGAAAAAAAUCACGUUUUUCCCAGGGAUCCAAAUUUUUUCGGCGAUUUGGAUGGAUUUGCCGCAAUUCGAGAGGGAAACUACAAUUCGGAUGUGAAUUUGAUGAUUGGAAUGAACAAGGAUGAAGGUAUGGGCUUUUUCAGGCUUUUCUGGGCCGAAAUUUGAAAAAUUGACGAUUUUUGGAGCAUUUUCUGAGUUUUUUGAGCCUAAAAAUGCCGGAAAAUUGGAAUUCUGAGCAUUUUUUGACCUGAAUUUGAAUAUAGGCUUAUUUUAUACCAAAAAUCUGAAAUUUCAUGAAAAAUCCAUGAAAAAGGUCGGGAAAUUGAAUUUUUGAGCAUUUUUUGACUCGAAAUUGAAUUUAGGACUAAUUUAUGACCUAUUUUUCACACCACUAAAUUUACUUCCUUUUUGCCCCACAAAAAUCCAUUAUUUUUUAUAUUUAUGUUUAUUUUUAUGCCUACUCCCCCCAAAAAAAUUGGCUGCAAUUGACAUUUUUCGCCGCAAAAAUAUGCCAAUUUUUGGCACCCCUCCCCCAAAAAAAAUAGACUAAAACGCAAGAAAAUUGGUUUUAUAAUGAGAAAUGAAUGUGUCAGUUUCAGGCAAUUAUUGGAACAUUUACAAUUUGCCGCAAUUUUUCGACAAACAACGACCGCCUGAGCUGACUAGGUUGGUUUUUGGGGCUUUUUUGGGCUUUUCUGGUCGAUUUGUAGUGGAUUUUUGAGUUUUUUGGUGAAAAAUAAUUGUAUGUUUCAAAAAUUUGAUAAGUUUCCAGAAUUUGUUGAUUUUAAUGAUGCGCAAACUGAAUGUGGUUCAAAAAAAUGGAUGAAAAUUUUAGGAAAUUAUAGUUCUAGGGAUAUUUUUGAGCCCGAAUUUCAUGAAAAUUUUAAAAAUUAACAUGAGCAAUGCUGAAUUUUCAGAUUUUUCGCGAAAUUUGGGAUCUGGAGAUAGUAAACAAGCCUGAAUUCCAAAUUUUUAUCCUAAAAUUAUUCUAGAACCCGAAUUUCAUAAAAAUCUUGAAUUUUUAGCCGAAUUUUCAGAUUUUUCAUUCAAUUUCAGUCUAUGUUCAAUUUUUAAAGCCUUCAAAAAAUUCCCGAAAAUUGUAUGUUUCAAAAAUUUGAUAAGUUUCCAGAAUUUGUUGAUUUUUUGAUUUCUCGUACAUGUUAUGUAUUUCAAAAAAAUGGAUGAAAAUUUUAGGAAAUUAGAGUUCUAGGGAUAUUCUUGAGCCCCAAUUUCAUGAAAAUUUUAAAAAUUAACAUGAGCAAUGCUGAAUUUUUGAAAUUUUCAUCAAAUUUGGGAUCUGGAGAUAGUAAACAAGCCUGAAUUCCAAAUUUUCAUCCUAAAAUUAAUUCUAGGCUAAUUUAGUAUCUCUAGAACCCGAAUUUCAUGAAAAUCUUGAAUUUUCAGCCGAAUUUUCAAAUUUUUCAUGCAAUUUCAGUCUAGGCUCAAUUUAUAAAGCAUUCAAAAAAUUCCCAAAAAUUGUAUGUUUCAAAAAUUUGAUAAGUUUCCAGAAUUUGUUGAUUUUAAUGAUCCGCAAACUGAAUGUGGUUCAAAAAAAUGGAUGAAAAUUUUAGGAAAUUAUAGUUCUAGGGUUAUUUUUAUGCCCAAAUUUCAUGAAAAUUUUAAAAAUUAACAUGAGCAAUGCUGAAUUUUUGAAAUUUUCAUCAAAUUUGGGAUCUGGAGAUAGUAAACAAGCCUGAAUUCCAAAUUUUCAUCCUAAAAUUAUUCUAGAACCCGAAUUUCAUAAAAAUCUUGAAUUUUUAGCCGAAUUUUCAGAUUUUUCAUUCAAUUUCAGUCUAUGUUCAAUUUUUAAAGCCUUCAAAAAAAUUCCCGAAAAUUGUAUGUUUCAAAAAUUUGAUAAGUUUCCAGAAUUUGUUGAUUUUUUGAUUUCUCGUACAUGUUAUGUAUUUCAAAAAAAUGGAUGAAAAUUUUAGGAAAUUAGAGCUGAAUUUUUGAAAUUUUCAUCAAAUUUGGGAUCUGGAGAUAGUAAACAAGCCUGAAUUCCAAAUUUUCAUCCUAAAAUUAAUUCUAGGCUAAUUUAGUAUCUCUAGAACCCGAAUUUCAUGAAAAUCUUGAAUUUUCAGCCGAAUUUUCAAAUUUUUCAUGCAAUUUCAGUCUAGGCUCAAUUUAUAAAGCAUUCAAAAAAUUCCCAAAAAUUGUAUGUUUCAAAAAUUUGAUAAGUUUCCAGAAUUUGUUGUUUUUAAUGAUGCGCAAACUGAGUGCGGUUCAAAAAAAUGGAUGAAAAUUUUAGGAAAUUAUAGUUCUAGGGAUAUUCUUGAGCCCCAAUUUCAUGAAAAUUUUAAAAAUUAACAUGAGCAAUGCUGAAUUUUUGAAAUUUUCAUUUUAAAAAUUUUUGAAAUCUCAAUUUAUAAAGCAUUCAAAAAAUUCCCAAAAAUUGUAUGUUUCAAAAAUUUGAUAAGUUUCCAGAAUUUGUUGAUUUUAAUGAUCCGCAAACUGAAUGUGGUUCAAAAAAAUGGAUGAAAAUUUUAGGAAAUUAUAGUUCUAGGGUUAUUUUUAUGCCCAAAUUUCAUGAAAAUUUUAAAAAUAAACAUGAGCAAUGCUGAAUUUUUGAAAUUUUCAUCAAAUUUGGGAUCUGGAGAUAGUAAACAAGCCUGAAUUCCAAAUUUUCAUCCUAAAAUUAAUUCUAGGCUAAUUUAGUAUCUCUAGAACCCGAAUUUCAUAAAAAUCUUGAAUUUUUAGCCGAAUUUUCAGAUUUUUCAUGCAAUUUCAGUCUAUGUUCAAUUUUUAAAGUCUUCAAAAAAUUCCCGAAAAUUGUAUGUUUCAAAAAUUUGAUAAGUUUCCAGAAUUUGUUGAUUUUAAUGAUGCGCAAACUGAGUGCGGUUCAAAAAAAUGGAUAAAAAUUUUAGGAAAUUAUAGUUCUAGAGAUAUUUUUGAGCCCAAAUUUCAUGAAAAUUAUAAAAAUUAACAUGAGAAAUGCUGAAUUUUCAGCUUUUCCGUCAAAUUCGGGUUCUAGAGAGACCAAAUUAGCCUAUAAUUAGUUUUAGGAUUAAAAUUUAGGCUAAUUUACUAUCUUUAGAACCUAAAUUUUAUGAAAAAUCCCCAAAUUCAACUCAAAAUGCUCCAAAUUUCCAUUCAGGCUCGAAUUUUCCGCACUAAUUGAUCAAGUCUUCUCAAUUCAUCCGGAAAUUAUCCGCUCCGCAGCCAAAUAUACAUAUAGUGAUGAAAAUUGUACGGAUCAUGGUAGAUCUACGCGAUUCUAUGCGGAUCAAAUGAACAAAAUUGUGGGCGAUUAUUAUUUUUCAUGUGAUUCGCUUUGGCUGGCUGAACAGGUUGGUUUCCGGGCUUUUUGGGGGCUUUUCAGGCCGAUUUUGGGCUUCAUUUUGAGGCCUAUUUUAGGUUGAGUUUCAGCCUAUUUUCUAGGCUUUUCAGGCUCCCUUUUCAGAUUUUUCCCCCAGAAUUUGUUGAGCUGAAAAUACUCGCUUUUUAAUAAUUUAUUAUAAUUUUGCUAGCCAAGUGUAUUUUAAUUAGCCUCGUUUUUUCUUCUAUUUUUUUUCUAUUUUUUUUUAUUUCUAUAUUUUUCCAGCAUUUUCGAAGGAAUGUAUUUGUUUAUUAUUUUACGCAAGCUUCGAGGUUGGUUUUUUGGGGAUUUUUGGGCUGAAUUUGAGCUCCAGGAGCAUCUGGCGAGCAUUUUGAGCCCAAGUUCGACAUUCUGGAGGGCCUGGGGAGCGUUUUGAGCCCAAAUUUGGGCACAAAAUGCUCCCCAGAAGCUCAAAACCCCGAUUCUGAGCCCAUAAUUUUUUUUCCAGCGCAAAUCCUUGGCCUAAAUGGACUGGUGCAAUGCACGGCUACGAAAUUGAGUAUAUUUUUGGAGCCCCGUUGGUCUAUCCGAAAAUUUAUAAAAGAAGAGAGCAGAUAUUCUCGAGGAAACUCAUGCAGUUUUGGACGAAUUUUGCGAAAACCGGGUAAUUUUUGCGAUCGUUUUGAGACCCAACACGAUUAGGGUUACUGUAGUUUUUUGCGCGCACGAAGAUUUGAAGCAUUUUGAAACCAAACAAGCCUAGGAUUACUGUAGAGCCUAGGCUUGUUUGAUCGCAAAACGCGUCAAAUUUUUUGGCGCCAAAAAUCUACAGUACCUCUAUGUUUUCCUACAGUACCCCAUCGCUUCGAAACCCAAAACACACUGAAGUCUGGCCUCGCUACAACCAUCCAAAAUCUGAGCGAAAAUGGAUGCAACUUCGCUCCGGCUCGAAUAUCCGCCCCAUAAAACCCUGGAAAUCUCGACAGUGUCAAUUUUGGCGAAAUAUCAAGGAUACCGAAUACACGGCAUACUGUAGGUGUACUGUAGUUACAGUACCUUCUAUAAUUUUCUUACAGUAACCCAAGAGUACUCGAAGUCUUCAGGCAUUUUUGGAUUAUCGAUUUUUUUCCGGAUUUUUUUCAUUUUUCACAUUUUUUUGCGGGUUUUCCAAUGA